GCGGCGGGAGGCCGCGCCGAGAGCCGGAGAGUUAACGGAGGAGGGAGGGCGGGGGCCGGAGUAGGCCUGCGAUUGAGAGAUUCCGGUCUGAGGAGGAAGAAAGUGAUGGGCAAGGAGUGAUGCUCCGGGGCUUGCAGGGAGGCGGCGUGCAACGGGGUGGCGACGGCGGCAGGUUGGGGUGUGAAGGUUAAGGACAGGUGGGGACAGUGCAUGUGGAUGAGGUCUUCCGCAGACCCGGAAGGUAGCCUCGGAGGCGUGGAUGCAGGCUGGUGGACCAGAAGUCGUUAUUUGGCUUCUUGGGACGUGGACAGGGCGGAAUGGAGAGUCAAAAUGGUUUCAAUCCCAGAAUACUAUGAAGGCAAGAAUGUUCUCCUCACAGGAGCUACUGGUUUCUUAGGAAAGGUACUUCUGGAAAAGUUGCUGAGAUCUUGUCCUAAGGUGAAUUCAGUGUAUGUUUUGGUGAGGCAGAAGGAUGGACAGACACCCCAAGAACGAGUAGAAGAAAUCCUUAGUAGCAAGCUCUUUGACAGGUUGAGAGAUGAAAGUCCAAAUUUUAGAGAGAAAAUUAUAGCAGUGGACAGCGAACUCACCCAACCUAAACUUGCUCUCAGUGAAGAAGAUAAGGAGGUCAUCAUAGAUUCCACCAAUAUUAUAUUCCACUGUGCAGCUACAGUAAGAUUUAAUGAAAGUCUAAGAGAUGCUGUUCAGUUAAAUGUGAUUGCUACACGACAACUUAUUCUCCUUGCACAACAAAUGAAGAAUCUGGAAGUGUUCAUGCAUGUAUCUACAGCAUAUGCCUACUGCAAUCGAAAGCAUAUUGAUGAAGUAGUUUACCCAGCCCCUGUAGAUCCCAAGAAGCUGAUUGAUUCUUUAGAAUGGAUGGAUGAUGGCCUAGUAAAUGACAUCACACCAAAAUUGAUAGGAGACAGACCUAAUACAUACAUAUACACAAAAGCAUUGGCAGAGUAUGUCAUCCAACAAGAAGGAGCAAAGCUAAAUGUGGUGAUUUUAAGGCCGUCAAUUGUUGGUGCCAGUUGGAAAGAACCUUUUCCAGGAUGGAUUGAUAACUUUAAUGGACCAAGUGGUGUCUUCAUUGCGGCAGGGAAAGGAAUUCUUCGAACAAUGCGUGCCUCCAACAAUGCCCUUGCAGACCUUGUUCCUGUAGAUGUAGUUGUCAACAUGAGCCUUGCUGCAGCCUGGUAUUCUGGAGUUAAUAGGUAUAUGAGACCAAGAAACAUCAUGGUGUAUAAUUGCACAACAGGCAGCACUAAUCCUUUCCACUGGGAGGAAGUUGAAUACCAUGUAAUUUCCACUUUCAAGAGGAAUCCUCUCGAACAGGCCUUCAGACGGCCCAAUGUAAAUCUAACCUCCAAUCACCUUUUAUAUCAUUACUGGAUUGCUGUUAGCCAUAAGGCCCCAGCAUUCCUGUAUGAUAUCUACCUCAGGAUGACUGGAAGAAACCCAAGGAUGAUGAAAACGAUAACUCGUCUUCACAGAGCCUUGGUGUUUCUUGAAUAUUUCACAAGUAAUUCUUGGGUUUGGAGUACUGAUAAUGUCAGUAUGUUAAUGAACCAACUAAACCCUGAAGAUAAAAAGACCUUUAAUAUUGAUGUACGGCAAUUACACUGGGCAGAAUAUAUAGAGAAUUAUUGCUUGGGAACUAAAAAAUAUGUGUUGAAUGAAGAAAUGUCUGGCCUCCCUGCAGCUAGAAAACAUUUGAACAAGUUGCGUAAUAUCCGUUAUGGUUUCAAUACUAUCCUUGUGAUUCUGAUCUGGCGCAUUUUUAUUGCAAGAUCACAAAUGGCAAGAAACAUCUGGUACUUUGUGGUUAGUCUGUGUUACAAAUUUCUGUCAUACUUCCGAGCAUCCAGCACUAUGAGAUACUGAAGACCAAGAAUUUAGCAUUAGAACAUCUAUGUAUAUGGUGAUCUAAAUGCACAAAAUGUAAAAUGUACUUAAGUCAUCUCACCUUUUGUCAAGACAUUAAACCAUCUUAAAUUGGAGUGUGGAGUAAAUUAUGGUCCAUUUUAUGUAACAUUUUAAUGUUUAUGCUUCUAAAACCUAGUGAAAACACUGUGGUAUGCCAGCUCAAAUCUACAAUACACACCAAAACCAUGACUUAAAAGGGAUAGGGUGAGGGCAAAAGUGGGGAUAUUGGAAUAUUGACCAGUCUAACUGUGCAAUUCUGGGACAUACUAAUUAAAACAUGCCUUAACAUAUAAUUCUAAUAUUCAGUGCAAUGGAAAGUGUUUGAGUGAGAAUAGUAGCUAAUUAGUGGGUAUUUGAUUCUAGUGUUUGAUUUUUUUUUUCCACCAGAAGAGGUGGAUUUUACUUUUGUUAAAACCACAGUCCAAGUAUUCUUAUUUUGUCCUAUAAAUGACAUCAAAUGUGAAGACAUAUUCAAAUUUUCUUUUUCUGAUUAAAUGUGUAAUACAUAUUUUUUUCCUAUAUGUAAUCAGUUGCUUUUAUAAUCAGAGGGCAAUAUAUUAUUCUAAAGAUCUUAAUGGAUGUAAAUGGAUUUGAGAAUCUGGAACAAUAUACGUAUGCCCUGUGCAUUUGAAGGAAAGUAAAAGCAUACCCAGGAAAACUAUUAGCUUCAAAAAGAAUAGGAAAACAUUUUCCUUGUCCACAUUUUGGACAAGAAAAUCUUGUCCAAGGAGCUCUCAUGAGAUGUGUUUGUGUCUCAGAGCACGAGCGUUUCUUGAGGCUUCAUUGGAAGUGGGAUGGGGAAGGGCUUCUUACAGAUGUGCUUUUGUCCCCUUACAUGUUUCUCAUAGGACUCCUGCUGUCUGAAGUGUGUUAUGGGAGAAUAUAGCUGCAGCUAAUAACCACAUUAAGAAUAUGUCCUCAUGUGUUUGUAAACACAUACCAAUUUUGAUCUUGAAAGCUGAAUUCCUUCAAGAAUAUUAAAUAAUGCAUAAGUAAUAUGUAUAAAAUAAAGGAUUUUACUACAUAAAGUAGCAAAUGCUGACUGAGUUUCAAGUUACCAUUUUUUGCAUGUAGUUUUAGCUUUAGAAAGAAAUGCAUUAUAGAAAUAAUAGCAAGAAAGUUGGUGUAUAUUUGUUGAUAUAUUAUAAUUCCCUUUAAAUCCUACUAGUAGUUUACUAUUCUAUCACACAUUGUUCAGCAUAACACUGUCCUAAUUAAGUUGAUCAAGUUGUACUACAUUUAAAUCAUCAGCAGUGUAUCUUGAAAGUAUUUAAAGAGGGUACUUCACAGUACAAGAAGUAACAUGUAACUUCACAUUUUGAUUUUUUUUUUUUUGUCAAUCUAAACAUAGUAUAUAAGAAGCUUAUUUUGCUAUUGUGGAAAAACAAAGUAUAAAGAAAACCACCUUUUCCCAUGCAGGUGUAUAAUUUGAAAAGGAAAAAAAUGCUUCCAUGUUGAAGCCAGAUUUUGUGUAGUAAAACUUUUAAACAUUGUUUUAAAAGAAAUACAUGUAUAUAAAUGUAUCUAUAUAUUCUUGGGAAUGGCACUGCAGUCUCUGGUCUAGGACCGCUCCUUGUGUAAGGUGUGCGAGACCACAACAGUGUGUGAAGAUGGAAUCAGCGAUGCCUUUGAUUUCAGGUGGCUUGUGUAACAUGCAUUGAGUACUCCAUGUCUCCAGAUACAUUUCCACAAUGUAAUGAAAACACGCUAACCUUUGCGUGACUUUCAUAUGUCUUCCAAAUAGAUCUUGAAUCUGGUGAAUUGUCUGUGUGACCCAUAGAAUCAGGUGCAACAUGGGUGGGCCUGCAAAGUGAAAGAAAUGCUAACUGGGGGCGGGAGGGAGGUUGCUGAGGCCACAAAUUAAUUUUGUGUGUUUGUUUAGAAUUCUGUUGUCAAAAGAAGAGUAGUAAAUAAAUGAUGCUCAUCCCGGGAUUUACAGUUCUAAAAUUAGAAAGAAGUAUAUGUAAGAUUGUUAAUCCCCACCAACUAGACUUUGGAUAGAAGUCAUAUUUAAAGACUUUGGAACGCCAUUCUAAAUUGUCAUGUGCUAAACAGUGUUUUUAGUUCUGUUUGUAUUUUCCAUCCAAAUUAUUCUACAGGACAGCCUGUAAAAUAAAUUUAUUUCAUUUAACUUACUUGAUAAAGCUGUAUUCUAAAACAUUUGGGAUUUUUUCCUCCUAUUCACUCUGAAAUCUGGCAUACAUAUUUGUAAAUUGUGAUGUCAUUGUAAUUGUUCAAAUUUGACUUGGCAAUGCUAAUGUGUCCUAGAACUCAGUGUAGAGAAGCAUAGUCAAACAUGUUCUUUGACUUAAGGAUGAGGUAGAAUGAGCAUCCUUCCAAUCUCUGUAAUAAAGCUUGGAAGCAGGGAGGGAAGAAUCUUCACCUCUCUCCUUCGUUUAUCUGUAGGAGCUGAUUUGGGAAUUUUUGUUUUAUGUUUUUUGCUUUAAAUGUAAACUGAUAAUCUUUUAUAAGAGUAAUUAGAAGCAUUAUUGGGUGCCUUUGUUUGUAAACCAAAAAGUAAUAAAUGAAUCCCUAUAUUUCUAUUAUAGUAUUUAUUGUAUUUUUACCUUCUGAAAAUUGUCCGUGAGUUCACAUUGCUAGGGUCAUGGGCAAUCGUCCUGCUGUCUCUUGUCAGCUGUCCUCAUUCCUUCUCAUCUUUCCAUGUAAGUCUGGGUUGCUCACACAGCACUCAGGAAAGCAUACAAGCAGAGUGAACACUUUGUUAAAAGUAUUUUUAUAUAGCAGCUAUAAUGAGGUGGAUUUUCUGUUUUGUUUUUUAAUAUAAAUAGAACCAGGAGAGCCCAGGGGUGUUACUAGAAUGACUUGUUAGGAUGAAUGAUAUUCUGUUAGUUUUCAGGUUCAUUACCAGUAAUUGAUCUGCAUUUAAAAGAUUGUUCAUUACAGUGGAGAUUGAAUGAACCACCUGGGGGGGGGGCUUUGCUAAGAGUGCAUUAGAAUGGGUUGGCAGGUAAAUGGCCUUCUAAGCAUGCUCUUUAGGCUGCCAGCCCUGACUCAAAACCAUUUGCAUUGAUUGGUUUGCUCUGCUUUGAGAAAAACAUUCUAACUUCGCAUGAGAAAAUUAGAGAAAGGGGUGUAUGCUGCAUAGCUUAACAUAGAAAUGAGUCUAACAGUCUGUGGAAAUACAUGAAAUAUUUUCUUAAUAAAGAAACUUUGAGCAACA
Nannospalax galili (Upper Galilee mountains blind mole rat) is the source of this 5110-nucleotide messenger RNA. It is a transcript of the gene Far1, whose product is annotated as fatty acyl-CoA reductase 1. Gene Ontology annotation, cellular component: peroxisome. Lineage: Eukaryota; Metazoa; Chordata; Mammalia; Rodentia; Spalacidae. The transcript is spliced from 12 exons. The record is from RefSeq and is a predicted model, not a curated record. Gene Ontology annotation, biological process: long-chain fatty-acyl-CoA metabolic process. Gene Ontology annotation, molecular function: alcohol-forming very long-chain fatty acyl-CoA reductase (NADP+) activity. Bases 211 to 1887 code for a protein of 558 amino acids.